UUUCCCAAUAAAAUGCUCGCUUAUGCCUAUGCCUAUGCCCCAAAUCAUCCCAUCUGCUAAACAUCAUCACCAUCAUUUGCUGUUUUUCCUGCAAAUUCUAGCUUUUUCCAAACAAUGGGUGCCUCAGGAAAAUGGUUUAAAUCGCUUAUAACUUUCAAACCACUUCAAGAUCCUACUAAUCAAGAGAAGGUGGGAGAUAAGACGAAGAAGAAGUGGAGGCUAUGGAGGAGCUCAUCCGAAGGGUUGGGAUCCAUCUCAUCAAAGGUUCCCAGGAUGCACCACGUGGCUGCUUCAGAGGCCUCUGAUUCAUCUUUGUUGGUGGAUGAUGUGCUCGCUUCAGCUAUGGCUACUGUUGCUCGUGCUCCACCCAAAGAUUUCAGAGCUGUUAAGCGGGAAUGGGCCGCCAUUCGAAUCCAGACCGCAUUUCGAGCCUUGCUGGCAAGACGAGCUCUAAGGGCGUUGAAAGCAGUAGUGAGGAUUCAAGCUAUAUUCCGGGGUCGUCAAGUCCGAAAGCAAGCUGCUGUGACAUUAAGGUGUAUGCAAGCUCUUGUCAGAGUCCAAGCUCGAGUAAGAGCACAAUGUGUGACAUCUUCUGAAGGACAAGCUAUGCCCAAACUAAUGGAUGAAGAUCCAGCAAAACAAGCUGAGCGAGGAUGGUGCGACAGUCUGGGAACUUUAGAGGAACUAAGAGCUAAACAACAAAUGAGACAACAAGGUGCAAUCAAGAGGGAGAGAGCAGUAGCAUACUCUGUCUUAAAACAGCAGUCAAGAUCAUGUGCCAGUCCAAAUGCGAGAGCGAAUAAGCAGCCGUACUCUCACAAUCAUCAACGGUUAGAUAGGAAUAGUCCGGAUUGGAAUUGGCUUGAUCGUUGGAUGGCAACCAAGCCCUGGGAUACCAGGGCAAUGGAAGAGGGUACUGAACCAGCAGAGAUGGUGAUGAUGAUGAACACAAUUUCUCGGAAAAGUGAAGAUAACAAUUUCAGCUUCCACUCCAGCUCUUAUGAACAUGAGCCCCUAAAAGUGAAAAGGAACAAUGUCACAACCAGAAUUCUUGCUAGACCUCCUACAUCCAUGCAAACUUCGGGAUCAUUGUCUGCCCCAAGUUCCGAAUCCGUCUAUGAAGAGACCUCGACAUCAACCUCAUCCGCAUCUCCAACCACGUUGUCUAGCAACACUCCCGUUGCAGGCACAUUAGAAGAUAAUCAUGCUCAAAAACCAAGCUACAUGAAUCCCACAGAGUCUAUUAAAGCUAAACAGAAGAAGACAUUCAGGUUUUCUCCUGAUAAUGUGCGGAGGAGACAUGUGGUUGAUGAUGAUUUACAAUAUUUUCAUAAGAAACUGAUGACACUUUCUUGCGAGGACGACACAAAGAGCAGUGCUGAUUCUUAUAAUCCAUCAUUAUAUUUCUCCAGAAAGUUGUACGGAAAGUUGUACGGACCGAGACAAAUGGGUGGGAGGCAAGAUUCCCCAAAAAGGAAUCAUUGGAGCCAAGGUAGACGACAAGCAAAUUCUUUUAUGUAACUAAGAAAGUAUUAUAUAUGCUAUGUAUCCUAAAUUGAGAUCCUGCAAAAGACUUUUUUGUAGUAUUAUGUAACAAGUUCAAGAAAGUGUUUGAUUUAGUAUGUUGGGUUAAUAUACUAUUUGAUACCUAAGUUUUGUUUCAA
Molecule: messenger RNA, 1664 nt
Organism: Gossypium raimondii (Peruvian cotton)
Lineage: Eukaryota; Viridiplantae; Streptophyta; Magnoliopsida; Malvales; Malvaceae
Product: protein IQ-DOMAIN 8
Exons: 5
Coding region: 115-1521 (468 amino acids)
Molecular function (GO): protein binding
Source: RefSeq, a predicted model, not a curated record